GACUGGUCUAACUGGCCCUGAUCCACCUUAAAGGGUCCAUCUGCUGUCCAAACACUUUGCUCGGGGACCUGUGGAUCAAAGAGGGGCCAGACCCCCCCUCCCCCACAUGUCUGGAUCCCAGAGAUGCUGAAUCCAGUGCUUUUGGAAAUCGUGUGAAGUGAAGAAGUUUGAGAGAGACUGGAGGAAGCAGCGCAUCAGCAGAAAAAGUGUGGAGGAGAGGAGAGGAGGGGAGGGGAGGGGGGGUUCUGCUCGCUUCAAAGUCCAUUCAACAUUCCCAACAAAGUGUAGCUCCGCUACAGUUUUUUUUCUUCCUUUAAAGGGUAACCUCUCAGCCAGCAAGAUUCCGCCCAAAAGCAGACAGCCGGAUCGCGCUGCGCUGACGCGGCUGGUCGGCAGGAAGCGGCUGGUGGCGGCGGGGGUCCUGGGGGUCGUCAUGGUCCUGCUGCUGGUCAUCCUCAUCCCGGUGCUGGUCAACUCCGCGGGCACGGCGGCGCACUACGAGAUGCUCGGCACCUGCAGGAUGGUGUGCGACCCAUACGGAACCAAGUCCCCGACCAGCACCGCCGCGGCGGACACGGUCCGGGACAGCGGCCUCGUGCAGUCUCUGCCCACUUUUAUCCAAGGUCCGAAAGGGGAGCCGGGGCGUCCGGGUAAGGCGGGUCCGAGGGGACCUCCCGGCGAGCCGGGACCGCCCGGUCCAGCGGGGCCACCUGGAGAGAAAGGCGAAUCGGGUAGACCGGGUUUACCGGGCCCGCCGGGACCGAGCGCAGCCGCCGGUGCGAUCAGCGCGGCCACGUACAGCACCGUGCCCAAGAUCGCCUUUUACGCAGGGCUGAAGAAGCAGCACGAGGGAUACGAGCUGCUCAAGUUUGACGAUGUGGUGACCAACCUGGGGAACCACUACGACCCCACCACCGGGAAGUUCACGUGCUCCAUCCCCGGGAUCUAUUUCUUCACCUACCACGUCCUGAUGCGCGGAGGGGACGGCACGAGCAUGUGGGCUGACCUGUGCAAAAACAACCAGGUGCGUGCCAGUGCCAUCGCCCAGGAUGCGGACCAGAACUAUGACUAUGCCAGUAACAGCGCUGUGCUGCAUCUGGAGCCAGGAGACGAGGUCUACAUUAAACUCGACGGAGGCAAAGCACAUGGAGGCAACAACAACAAGUACAGCACCUUCUCCGGAUUCAUCAUCUACGCCGACUAGACAGCAACACAUGCUCAGCCCUCAGCUAUUGCAGGCCUCAGUCCUUCUACAAAUCUGCCCUCUACCAAUCAGAUGCUUAGACUUCCUCUUUUAAACACGUGUGGACAAACCAAUAUCCAAAAUCAGCCUUCAUAACCUGCAUAUUAUUUCAUUUUUCUACAUCCUGCUAACAUCACUGUCCUAAGUUGCAAGUGACUUUGAACAAAAGCAUCAGUGAAAUGGUUGAAUUGUGGGAUCAAACCAUAUCCUCUCUUCAUACCAUUACGUCACACUUAACAACUUACAGCUGAUGUCUUUGUGUUGAUGUAGUCCUGUCACAGAGUGAUGGUGGUAGGUAGAAGAUGAGAGCGAGGAGUGUGUUUGUGCAUGUGUUGGGGGGGGCAGAGAUUCACUAAACAUCAGUAAGAUGUAGCCUACAUGUAGCCUAGUGCUGUUAUUUGAGUUAUAGUUCCAGGAUGGGGUGUUUGUAGAGACAGCAUUAAGAGGAAUGAGUUAUCAUCAUCACUCUUAAAUCUGAUUGGGCCGCAAGCUGCCUGUCAACAAAUCGAGCUGUCUGUCUAGAAGUAAGUGGAAAAGAUACAAAUCUGAUAGAAAUGCAGCAGCUAGUGGGCAGUUCUAAAAACUGACUGUGGUGGAUUUUGUGCAAUACUUAGUAUAAUAAACUAUAUCUGUGGUUAUAAUUAACGAGAAAGCCUUCAGUCAGCGUUUGUAGUUUAUUUAUUUCUUUUUUGAUAUCAUGUAGAUAGCAAGGUAAAGCUGGCAACACUUGAAGUGCAUUAAGAUACACUGACAACAGAUUAUAUUUCCCAUUAUAAACAUAAUUACCUCUUUUAUAGAAUAGAAUCAUUAAUAAAAUAGUUAUUUUUAAUUGCAUGUAAUCAAACAACACUUACAUUUUUUACGCAAUUUGUUUAUAUUCUCAUGUUCUGAUUUUAAUUUUAAUCAUGAUCUAAUAAUGUGAUUCCUCAGCAUCGGUUUGUAGCACCACUUCCUCUAAAGUUUUAUUCAAUUGCUUUCAUAAAUGCAGAUAUGAGAAUUUUAGCCUUAUUUACCCAUGAUGUGUUUUGUCCAGAAAAGAGAAGGGAACUUGAUUUAUGUCAAGCUUUAGAGAGGAACAAUGUUUGGUAAAAAUAAAUCUGAAAAACAUGAUUGUAACGGAGGGCCCUGAUGAGUUUUUUUCUGAUGCCUGCUGGGUGGCGUUCAGGGAAACACUUGGUGCAAGAGGAAAGUGUGGGCGGCCAUGUUAAACUUCAUACGGCGGUUGCAAGAACUGCAUCCAAAGUGAGGGUCUGUCCCAAUACCUACACCUGCAGUCUUGAGCGCUUAAUAGUUCCCUGUACAGUUUGACACCGCUAGCUCUAUGGAGCAGUUCUUUCCUAUCAGUGGAUCCCUGCCAAUGGAUUCACACUACUCCUCUGAUCUACAGGUAGGGCUUACACGCCACGAUAUGCUGCAGUGUGUGAGCAAAGGCAGGGAAGAAGACUGCAUGCUAGGAAACAUGGAUGUUAACAAUGUUGGAUUUAAAAUUCUUGGCUUGCAAAUGUUUUAUCAAAACUUAAUGCAACUCG
Messenger RNA from Sander lucioperca (pikeperch), 2772 nucleotides. It is a transcript of the gene c1ql3a, whose product is annotated as complement component 1, q subcomponent-like 3a. The coding region runs from base 434 to 1204 and encodes 256 amino acids. The transcript has 2 exons. The record is from RefSeq and is a predicted model, not a curated record. Gene Ontology annotation, molecular function: protein binding. Lineage: Eukaryota; Metazoa; Chordata; Actinopteri; Perciformes; Percidae.